Amorphotheca resinae ATCC 22711 is the source of this 1983-nucleotide messenger RNA. RefSeq lists its product as hypothetical. Gene Ontology annotation, molecular function: zinc ion binding; transcription cis-regulatory region binding; DNA-binding transcription factor activity, RNA polymerase II-specific. The record is from RefSeq and is a predicted model, not a curated record. Gene Ontology annotation, cellular component: nucleus. The transcript has 2 exons. Gene Ontology annotation, biological process: positive regulation of transcription by RNA polymerase II. The coding region runs from base 1 to 1983 and encodes 660 amino acids. Lineage: Eukaryota; Fungi; Ascomycota; Leotiomycetes; Helotiales; Amorphothecaceae.
AUGGCGGUCGCUCAAUCCAAGCCAAAGCCGGCUUCAAAGGCAAAUCCCAACAAUGCUCCCAAAACCAAGAUGCAGAUGCACCGACGCUCACGGACAGGUUGCUACACAUGCAGACUGCGGAGGAAGAAGUGCGACGAGGGCGCCCCCGCCUGCACCGCCUGCAAGCACUUGGGUCUGCGCUGCGAGUACAAGAGACCCGUGUGGUGGAGCAACAAUGACCAGCGCCGCUUCCAGAAAGACAACAUCAAGAUGAUCAUCAAGCGGAAGAAGCUGUCUGAGAAGACCACCACCGCCGCCUCGCAAGUCAUGACGCCCGGCGCAGAGACCCCGCCGAGCCUCUCCCACUCGCUGCCCACCUCGGCCACCUUCUCCGACCCGCUCGAUCGCACCCGCUCCGCGUCCAUCGACUCCCAGCUCUCACUGUUCGACUUCAAUGCGCCGCCGGGCAUCGCCGAUUACACCGCCUACAAUGCCCAGAUGCACUCGGCGCACUCGCAGUAUGCCUCCUUGUAUCCCGACUUCUCGCCCUACGAGAUCGACGUCAAGACCGAGCGACAGAUGUUCGUGGACGAUAUCCCGACCCGUCGCGAAUCGACCAUAUCAACGUUCAGCACUUACCACCCGCCGCCUCCCCCGGACGCCAUGCUGCCCGGCUUCCCCGUCGACAAUGACUGGGCCGAGAUCUACGAUGAGCGGAGGGACUCGAUGGCCGACGACGCCUUGGAUAUGAACUUCUUCGACUUCUCGAGUGGUGCCCCGGCCUCCCUCCCACACGUCGCCGUCGAGCUCGACGAGGGUGACCAGCGACUGCUGGACCACUUCAUCUCGGACGUCCUCCCCACCGUCUUCCCCAUUCUUGAGACCAACCAACCGGGAUCCGCGCGGAACGAUUACGUCCUGCCCGCCCUCCAGAGCAACAAGUGCUACCUGCACUGCUGUCUCAGCAUCUCCGCUCAGCACUGCAAAGCCACGAUGAAUGUACAGGGCGAGCAGAUCGACAACGACAUCAUGCGCCACCGCUACGCGACCAUCUCAGAGCUGUGUGCCGCCCUCAGCCGGGACACGGAUCACACCUCCAUCUUGGAAGCAACCCUCGGCAUGAUCCUCUUCCAGUGCUCCGUCGGCAGAUUCGACGACACCCUGCCCGACAUCCCCUGGCAUCAACAUUUCCAGGCGGCCAUCUCGCUCGUGCAGAAGCUGGGGUUGAGCCAUCUGGUCACUGAGUCACACGACCUGAAAUCCUUCAACAUGACUCUCGCGGCGUGGAUCGAUAUCCUCGGCGCGACCAUCCAGGGCCGCGCGCCAACCUUCGCGCACACCUACCGGGAGAAGCACCUCUCGCCCACCAACCCUUCCCUUGGGCUCCGGGAGUUGAUGGGCUGCGACGAUCGCGUGAUGUACCUGAUCUCCGAGAUCGCCUGUCUGGAAGCACUCAAGAAGGAUGGCAUGGGCGACAUCCAACUCUGCCAGCACGUCCACGCCCUGGGCGAUCAGAUCGGUCUGACGGAGAUUGGGGAGACCGGCCCCAAGAUCCCCUUCAAUUCCAAUGGGGUGCUCAACCCACGGCAGCUCAGCAAGAACUUGACAGCGGCGUUCCGCCUGGCGGCCCGUAUCUACCUCUGCAGUCUCGUUCCCGGCUUCACGCCAAGCCAAGCCAGCUGCGUCGGUCUCGUGGAGAAGCUGACCCAGGUGCUCGAGUUCAUUCCUGCCGGCCCGGCUGGGUUCGACCGCAGUCUCGUCUGGGUCUAUCUCAUUGGGGGCUCGGUCAGCACCGCCUCGUCGACCUUCCGCUCCUUCUUCCACGAGCGCAUGGCUGGUCUCGGGGACCUCGCAAAUUUUGGAAGCUUCGGCCGAGUUGCCUACCUCCUGAAGGAGGUCUGGGAGCAUGUUGACGGACGUUUAAGUCCCGGUGGUGGUGAAGCACACUACGUCUCCUGGCGAGACGUAAUGCAGAUGAAGGGCUGGGAUUUCUUGUUGAUCUAG